GGACGUGCGAGCGCCAUGCCGUGGGACCCGCUGCUGCGAGGCGUGCGCCAAACCUGCGCAACCCGUUGGCCUGGUGUCUCUAUGACGGUGGGGUUGGGUCGGCCGCUUAGGCCACGUGCCUUCGCCGCGUUGGUGGGUCUGCCUCCGUGCUGCCUGUUGUGGAGAGAGGCCACGCCCGUCCCUUGUUCAUCUUUCCUUCGUCCCUCCUUUUGCCUCUCUCGGUUUUCGCUGUCCACCGUUCUCCUCCUUCGCUCCACUAGGCUUCACUUCCUUUUCGCCUCGCCGCGGUUAGCUGAUCUUCUUCGUCGUCGCCGCGUGCAUGCCAGCGGCAAUGGCGUCUGCGCAUUCGGUCGGUGCUGCUGGUUAAGCCCAGUUUCUUCCCCUGCUGUCCUGCGCCCGUCAUCGCACCGUUCUGCCGUUUGCAUUAAGGUUGUUCGUCUGUUGCUGCGCCUUCGUUUGCUCGCUGCUGUUCUGGCUGUGCUUCUUCGGUCUGGAGUUUGGAUUACUCUGAGCACUGCCUGUAGCAAAGCCAUCAUGGCAGCCUGCACAUAAGGACUUCCGUGCGGCACAGGUAAUCUCCUCUGCUUGCGCCCCCACCUUCUCUAGCUGCCCUCUCCCUUUAGGUCUCAAUUUAUCUCUUAUAUGCAAGAAUUUGCGUCAUGAUUGAAAGAAGUGCAGAUUUCUCACUUCAUUGGCGGAUGCACAUGAGCUAUGAAUGAACCUGGAAGAAAUUUAUACUCCUACGUGAUUUGCUUGAUUUGUGUAUGCUCGGGCAUCAUUCCUAAUAUAGCUCAUAAUUUGAAUUUUAUUUUUGGUCCAUGAUAACAGUACUCUGUCGUCGGAGCAUACUGCCAUAUCCCUGCUCCCUUCUCCUUCUUCCAAUCCCUUGCCGCGCCUCUCCUCCUGCUCCCUCUCCCUCGUGCGAUUUUAUCACAUGCUUUAGAUGUACACAGUUUGAUAGCAUGAUGAAGUGUUCUUCAACAAUUUGUGUGUCUCUCACAUGAAAAAGAUAACUGUCUUGUGUUUCUCUUUCUUCUGAAUAUAUAGGCCUCUGAAUCAUCUUGUGGUAUAUUUACAUCUUAAUAACUGAAAUAUCCGCACUUUAUAUCUUUGUGGUUUGCAACCACUGAAAAUGUCUUGUUACAGUUUUAUCUUUCUUUUGGUGUUGCUCAGUGCAGGUAGGUUCUCAUGGUAGCCUUUGAUCCACUCGGAUCUCAAUGGUACUGGAGACUCUAAGGAUAAGCUGACACCUAAUAAGGAUCAGCAGAACAACAAAGAUGCUAAGAGGCAACCUUUUGGGUUUAAGGAUAUCAACAACAGGGCUUAUGAUGCCGAAGAGAGCUCGAGUGGCGUCUUUUGGUUCUUGAAGCCCUGCGCUUUCCUGGUGGAGUAGCAGCAACAACAGGGCUUAUGAGGCCGAAGAGAGCUUGAGUGGCGACUUUUGGUUCUUGAAGCCCUGCACUUUCCUGGUGGAGUAGCAGCAAAAUACUUCAGAGGCUUUAAAGCUACUGCACUUCACAUAGUUAGGAUCAAUUCUUUGUUUUGGUUUGAAAUACUCCCAAGUUCCUCCUAUUUGAUUGAUUCAUCUGAUGGACAUUAUGUCAGGCAAAUAUCCAUACAAGUCGAGAUAUUAAUAAUCCCAUAUGUGGAAUUCAAGAUAUAGAGAAAUACUAUUAUUCUUCUGCUAAUUGGUUGCUUGACCAAAUGUACUGUAGAUGAUCUUAUUAUUGUUCAAGAUAUAGGGAAAUGUUAUUGUUCUUCAUUGUAGUGGAUGAUAUCCAUCCCAGUUAUUGAGAUGAUGCAAGUACUACCGA
Messenger RNA from Triticum aestivum (bread wheat), 1814 nucleotides. RefSeq lists its product as uncharacterized. NCBI's taxonomy places the organism in Eukaryota, Viridiplantae, Streptophyta, Magnoliopsida, Poales, Poaceae. The transcript is spliced from 5 exons. Bases 16 to 552 code for a protein of 178 amino acids. The record is from RefSeq and is a predicted model, not a curated record.